ACUGAAGGUGAGGUGGGGCAGUCAGACGGUUCACUUCUGCGUGUAAAGCAGGCAGAUUUUCAAGGUGUGGGACAGGUCCAGCCUUUCUCGAUUUGGAAGAAGCUGAACUGCUGUCAUGGCAGCGCUUUCAGAGUGUUUGGGUCUCACCUGGCUCAGUGCAGAGGAACUCCAAACACACCCUGCUUCCAGGACAUACGACUUGCAGCAAAAAUGUUCAACGUUAACUUAUGUUUUCUAGCCAAUCAAGCAGGAUUUCCUCUUUAGGUUUUCAGAGCCAAGUGGAUCCAGAAAUCAGUAAAAGGAAGGGCUGACAGCUUACGGGAGCAGCUCAAUAAAUUGAACAAAAGCCCACAACGUCAUGAUUAGUCAUGUAAAUAAAUAAGCUCUUUGCAAGGAGCACAAAGCCAGCUUCCCCCAUCCAGAGAUCUGAAUGGCAGACUCGGGAGCAAAGCGCGCCCUUGUGGAAGGAGGAAGCUUUGGCUGGUUUUGCAACGUCUGUUUUGGACAGUUACAGCAGGUCUCCAAUUGGGCUGGUGCAGAGCAGCCACCCCUUGCUGUCAGUGACGUUAUAUGAAGACUUGUUGAGCCUCCGCACUUCCUGAGAUGGGUUUUUCUGAUCACAUGUGCUCUGUGCCUUCCUGGGCUGCUUGCAGGUUUCACUGGAAACAGUGAGUCUCCUUGGCACUGCUCCAUUCGCUGCCAUACGCAGUUCUGGGAAAAAAACUCUUGGGCCUCUUUCUUGUAAGCAAGAACUUGAAGAGCCAAUGUGUUCUUUCUUCCUCCGCAGCCAGCUGCAGUGAUGCCAGUCUGAUUGGGAACGAUAGAGAAGAGCGAGAGAAGGAGGAGCACAAGGAUGAGGUGUGAAGUGCCACUGCCCCUCCUGGGCCUCCUGCUGUGUGUGGUUGGUGCAGCAGCUCAGGGGGGCCAAGAAGAAUUUGCAGUGGAGAUUUCUGGGACCACAGUGACAAUCACAUGUCCCUCCUCUGGAGACGACAUAAAAUGGAAGCCAGAUCCGGCACUGGUAGUCAACAAUAAGUACAUUAUACAGAAUCAUGACAGCUCUCCUCUCACUGUGAGUUGUACAGCAGGUGGUAAGGAACAUGCAAUGUACCUGAAUGCCAAAGUGUGUGCAAACUGUGAGGAGCUGGAUACCUUUACUGUGGUAGGGAUCAUCGCUGCGGAUCUUCUCAUCACCUUGGGGGUACUGAUUUUGGUCUAUUACUUCAGCAAAAACAAGAAGGGGCAAUCGAGAGCUGCUGCUGGCAGUCGGCCACGAGCCCAGAAGAUGCAGCGUCCUCCCCCUGUUCCAAACCCAGACUACGAGCCCAUCAGGAAAGGCCAGCGAGAUGUGUACGCAGGCCUGGAACACAGGGGCUUCUGAAAUUCCCCCACAUACCAGACCGGAUGGAAAACAGAGGCAGAAGAGCUGAAUGCUUCUGGCUAGCUUGCUGCUGGCUCUCUGCAGACCCACUGAGACCCAGUGCUUGGGGUCGGCCAAGCAGCUAGACAGGACAGGCGUCCUGCUGCCCUAUGCUGUCCCACCCCACGGUGUUCCUUCAGUCUAACAUUAGGGCUAAGAAAUCUCUGAGCCCAUUGGCAGAGAAGUUUUCCUUCUCACUAAAGGCCUGGAGCCUCACUCAUGGUUGCUAACCUCCUUUCCCCUCACUCCUCUCUCUGCUUCAGUUGCAUGCUCUGACUUUCCCUCCGAUUUCAUUUUCUGUCCCAGCUGCCUGCACUUGCUGCUCUUGCCUCCCUGGGUAGCUGGUGCAUGAAAUGAGGGUCCUGCUCAGAGGGAUUGGCCUCUGAUGUUGUCCUGCUCUAAAAGAAGAGACAAAUCUCUACCAGUACGUGCAGAUAGGGCCAUCCACCCCAUAGCCCUUCUUCUGUGGGAAAUGAGCAGGCCUGAGUGCCCUUUGCAUCCAGGUACCUUUAUGUCUCACAUCUUCAUCAAAACAUCCUUUAAGGGUCGGAUGAGAAUGUGGCACUUUCCCAAGUCACCUGAAAGCCUAGUAGGAAAUUUAAGCAUUCGGCUGAGUGUGAGGUUUUUGUUACUAUUAAAUUAUGGGGCUCUUAGACAUUUCAGAUUAGAUUGGACCCCUACUAAGCAACGAGUAUCACCUUUGUGAUCUGACUGAGACAGCACACCAGGGAUUUUUGUGUUUCCCAGGCUGGAACUGAGACCCUUUGGUUCCACCCAAGCACCAGCACUCCGUUCUGCAACAGCUGGAAUUGAAAAGAAUGUGUUGGGGCCAUAGAGAAUAGUGGCCUCAACACAAAUUGAGGACAGCAUCUAACUCUUUUGUGAAGCUGUCCUUCCAUUUUUGUUCUAUGUUGUCGUGUAACAUAAAAACCUCUAUUUGAGUGGGCUGCCCAAGUGCAUUUGCUGGUGCCGUUUCACUUAUCAGAGCUACUGCUGCGUAGAGCUUCUUGUGAUCUAUCCUUUAUUGCUUCCCUUUCCGUUUCAGCUCCGGCACUUGAGCUGUGCUUGGGUUCUAUUAGAAAGAUGUCAGGCUACUUUGCCAUUUGUAAACGUCUGUUUCAGCUUUUUUUUAAUAUACAUUUCAAAAUCGUAAUAUAUUAAUAAACUGAGAGCCAACAUCCCCAGAUAUGCA
This is a messenger RNA of Gallus gallus (chicken), 2612 nucleotides long. RefSeq names its product CD3e molecule (gene CD3E). Lineage: Eukaryota; Metazoa; Chordata; Aves; Galliformes; Phasianidae. The record is from RefSeq and is marked validated. Gene Ontology annotation, biological process: positive thymic T cell selection; cell surface receptor signaling pathway. Gene Ontology annotation, cellular component: membrane; external side of plasma membrane; alpha-beta T cell receptor complex. The transcript has 9 exons. Gene Ontology annotation, molecular function: transmembrane signaling receptor activity. Bases 854 to 1381 code for a protein of 175 amino acids.